Messenger RNA from Trichogramma pretiosum, 3314 nucleotides. RefSeq names its product histone deacetylase Rpd3 (gene HDAC1). Bases 352 to 1833 code for a protein of 493 amino acids. NCBI's taxonomy places the organism in Eukaryota, Metazoa, Arthropoda, Insecta, Hymenoptera, Trichogrammatidae. The transcript is spliced from 5 exons. The record is from RefSeq and is a predicted model, not a curated record. Gene Ontology annotation, molecular function: histone deacetylase activity.
UAAAAACGGUGAAAAAUCAAAAGAUGUGCAAAUAUAAAGCCGUCAAAAUUCAGUUUUUUACCGAUUGACGAGUCGCUGGACGCCGAUGUAUCCAAUACUACUUUACGAACUACGAAGAAAAUUAUUUUGCUUUGCGCAGGCGUAAGACAUCCAUCCACCUUUCAACGUUCUCCUCGCAUAGGCUUGCAUAGGCUUCGAGCAUUUGGUGGCGUCCAUUGCUGGACAAGCUGUUAUAGCGUAGGGAGUGUGUAGUAUCGUCAGCUGCUGUGUUGCACAGCACUUAUCACGACGCCGGGCCACCUUGGCCAGUUAUUGCGGAUUAUUCGCUUACAAUAAAUAUCGCUUGACAAAAUGUCGCAAAUGCAGCAUAGUCGCAAACGAGUCUGUUACUACUACGACAGUGACAUCGGAAAUUAUUACUAUGGGCAAGGUCAUCCCAUGAAACCGCAUCGCAUAAGGAUGACCCACAAUUUACUUUUAAAUUACGGACUUUACAGAAAAAUGGAGAUAUAUCGUCCUCACAAAGCCACAGCUGAUGAAAUGACUAAAUUUCAUAGUGAUGAGUACAUCAGAUUUUUGAGGUCAAUAAGACCAGAUAAUAUGACAGAGUACAACAAGCAAAUGCAAAGAUUCAAUGUUGGGGAAGAUUGUCCUGUUUUUGAUGGUUUAUAUGAGUUUUGUCAGUUAUCUGCUGGUGGAUCAGUAGCUGCAGCAGUUAAAUUGAAUAAACAAGCUUCUGAGAUAUGUAUCAACUGGGGUGGAGGUCUUCAUCAUGCUAAAAAGAGCGAAGCCUCUGGAUUUUGCUAUGUUAAUGACAUAGUAUUAGGAAUUUUGGAACUCCUUAAGUAUCAUCAACGUGUUUUAUAUAUAGAUAUUGAUGUACAUCAUGGAGAUGGAGUUGAAGAGGCAUUCUAUACAACUGAUCGAGUAAUGACAGUCUCUUUCCACAAGUAUGGAGAGUACUUCCCUGGCACUGGCGAUUUACGUGAUAUUGGUGCUGGUAAAGGAAAGUACUAUGCAGUUAACAUUCCUCUCAGAGAUGGAAUGGACGAUGAUAGCUAUGAAUCAAUUUUUGUACCGAUUAUUACAAAAGUCAUGGAAACUUUCCAACCAUCUGCUGUUGUUCUCCAAUGUGGAGCUGAUUCUUUGACAGGUGAUCGAUUAGGUUGCUUUAAUUUAACUGUCAAAGGCCAUGGUAAAUGUGUUGAAUUUGUAAAAAAAUACAACUUACCUUUCCUCAUGGUUGGAGGUGGUGGUUAUACCAUCAGAAAUGUAUCAAGAUGCUGGACAUAUGAAACUUCCGUGGCUUUAGGUUCAGAAAUUGCUAAUGAGCUUCCGUAUAAUGACUAUUUUGAAUAUUUUGGUCCUGACUUCAAGUUACACAUUAGUCCAUCAAACAUGGCUAAUCAAAAUACUCCUGAAUAUUUGGAAAAAAUAAAAUCAAGAUUGUUUGAAAAUCUUAGGAUGUUACCACAUGCACCUGGAGUACAAGUGCAAGCUAUUCCAGAAGAUGGAGCAAAUGUAGAAGAUAUUGAAGCUGAAGAAAAAAUCAAUCCUGAUGAAAGACUUCCACAACGUGACAUAGACAAAAGAAUACAGCAUGAAAAUGAAUUCAGUGACAGUGAAGAUGAAGGCGAUGGUGGGAGAAGAGAUAGUCGAUCUUAUAAGGGUGUUAGAAAACGACCAAGGUUAGACAAAAAUUCAGAAAAUCCUGAUGCUGAAGUAAAAAAAGAAGAUGAAUCUAAACCAGACGUUAAAACAGAAAUUGAAAAAGAUGAAAAGACGAAUACAAACAACGAUGAAAACAAAAAAGAUGGUAUGAGCAGUGCUUGAUUCUCUAUUAAAAGUAGCCGGAAUGGCUUAAAAUCGUAAUAAUUCAAAUUUCUCAAAGCUCUAUUUAAAUUCAUUUUAUGUUUUUUCUCAACUCAGAAACGAGAUUUUCCCCAUUUUUUAACACAGUUUAAAAGUAAUUGACUCUUAAAUUCAGUUAGUGAACAACCAAACUUAUGUUUUCUAUUUCAUGCAACAAGUUGAAAAUGUCUUUUGAAUGGAGUAAAAGGAAUUUUCAAACAUAUUUGGCACAACCAAAAAUCAAAUAUUCCAAUAAUGAAAGAAGAAUAUUUCAACAUUUUAUGAAUUAAUAAUCUCUGUGAUUAAAUAAAUAUAAUAUUUUUUAAUGGAUUAACUAAAAUUUCUUCUAUGAUGCCAUGAUUAAUAGUUUUCAUCUUCAGUUUUCAUUUUCCAUCUAAAUAGUUUGUUUUACAAAAAAUGUUUUGAAUCAAUUUAUGAAAUAUUCUAUUGCUUAUUAUACAAUUAAAUUAAAUUGUUGAAUUUAUCAGGUUGAAAUGAAUUUAUAAUUUGUGCUUUUUAAUUAAAACGAAUUUAUUGAGACUUUGUCUUUUUAGAAAUUAUAAUAAAUUUCUGUGUCAAUUAAGUAUAUUCAAAAAGCAGCGGGCUUCAAUUAAUUUGUCCCCUGUGAAAUUAAGUUAAUUUAUGACAUUCAUAAUUUUUUUUAUGUAAAAAUAAAUCAAGUCUUUACAACAAGAAUUUCUGUCAAGUUCAUGUUUUCAUCACAGCAUUGUUGAUACGAAUUUUUAACUGAAACUAAUAAGUUCACUGCUAGAUAGCUUUAAAAUUAAUAGUUUUUAUUAGAUUAAAUGUGAACUCCAAAAAUUGAUAAAAGCUACAAAUCAGUUUUAAAUUCGUUUCAUUUUCUUGAAAAUAAUUAUACAUACUCUUCCUAUCAUUGUAUAUAUAGUGAGCGUUUGUUUAAUGUGUAUAUUUUACUUAUGUAAAUCGAUACAAAAAUCAAAUAGAGUUUAGGACUCUAAAAAUAAGUAUCAUCAUGAGGGAACUCUUGCAAAUAUACUAUUUUGGUAUUAAAUCUAAUUUACACCUAUAAAUUAAACUAAUCCUUUGAUUGUAUUGAAAUUUUUCUGAAAAUGCAAUAGUUGUCUAAAUCUCUUGUCAUUUUAUACAUAUUUUUUUGAAUCUUCCUACAAAAUUUGAUAGUACAAUUUUUUAGGGAUCGAAUAAUUCUAGCUUUCUGCCAGACUGAAUAUUUCAAUUUUGAUUUUUAAAAAGCACUUAUUAUUUGGGCAAUGAGUGAUUCUAUUGUGUAAAUUGGAUUAGAUGUUUGUAGAAUAAGGUAGAAUUUUUUUGAAAAUUCAUGUUUAAUUUAAUUAAUGUAUGUUUUACGCAGCAACUGUAAGUUCAUAAUAUAAGGAAUAAUGUUAUAUGAAAGUAUUCAUGUCCAUUUUUAUGGUACUCAAGCAUUUUUAAUCUUUAUAAUAAAAAAAAGUAUAAUCACAAAA